AUGGCAUCCUCCCCUCCGUCGGACCUAGGGUUGGAUAGCAAGCUCGGCGCCGCCUUUCUAGGCAACACUGCUGCAGCAAUAUUCUACGGAAUAACGAGCGUCCAGACGUAUAUAUUUUUCAGAAGUAGCGAAAAGGAUAGACGGACUUUCAAGGCUCUCAUUUUCUUUCUAUGGACCCUUGACACACUCCAUCUCGCGCUCGUCACGCACGCUCUUUAUUUCUACAUGAUAACCAAUUUCGCCAAUCCUGAAGCUGUGGUGGUGCCUUCGUGGAGUAUUCUGGCACAAGUCUAUGUCACUUGCAUCAGUGAUCUGAUUGUCCGCGGAGUCUUUGCCCGCCGAGUAUGGCUCUUAAGCGGGAAGAAGUACUUCGUAGUCAUCCUGAUCGCCGUAUUUUCUCUACUUACGGCAAUCGUUGGUUUUGUCUUUGCAUCCAAAGCAUUCGAACUGGGAUCGUUCCUAGCAUUUCAGUCAAUAUCGUGGAUGAUGUACACUGCUUUGUCUUCGGGCGUUGCAGCUGACGUCGUAAUCGCCGUCUCGCUUGUCAUUUCCCUUCUGAGAUCUCGCACUGGAUUCAAGAGAACGGACUCGCUCGUAAACACACUGAUGCUUUACACGAUUAACACAGGACUCUUCACGACUUUAUGCACCGGCCUGUGUUUCAUCACCUACGCUAUUUGGCCGGCAGAACUCAUCUUCAUGGGCUUUUAUUUCUGCCUAUCGGCACUAUACCUCAACGCGCUCCUAGCAACUUUGAAUGCGCGGAGCUCACUUCGCGACAAGCAACACGGAGUAUCCACCGUACCUUUAGAGUUGAACACGUGGAAUACCGGUAGUGUUGUAUCCAAGUAUCCAUCCCACAUCGUUCCUUCGCACGACGAGAACUCUCGUCAUACUAGCAAUUUGCCGCGCCAGCUGAUAAUCACCGUGGACCAGAAGAUUGAGACCACUCGUUGA
Pleurotus ostreatus (oyster mushroom) is the source of this 957-nucleotide messenger RNA. RefSeq lists its product as uncharacterized. The record is from RefSeq and is a predicted model, not a curated record. The transcript has 20 exons. Bases 1 to 957 code for a protein of 318 amino acids. Lineage: Eukaryota; Fungi; Basidiomycota; Agaricomycetes; Agaricales; Pleurotaceae.